Messenger RNA from Symbiodinium necroappetens, 515 nucleotides. Lineage: Eukaryota; Dinophyceae; Suessiales; Symbiodiniaceae. The record is from the annotation of a GenBank genome assembly.
GCGAAGACCUGUUGGGACUGAAAGAAUAUCUUCUUUCUAUCCCGGCCGAUUUCCCAAUGGUUCCGCUCACUUUCUCGGAGGAGGACGUGGACUUACAUUUACGGGGUUCAUCCCUGCUUCUGGCAUUGGCUGCGCAGAAUGGACAGCUGGAGGAGGAGCAGAAGGUGGCUCUGGAACAUUUGCCGCAGUUGACCGCGCCGUGGAGCAUCGACCGUUUGCGUUGGGCGAAGGCGGCAGUGCUCACCAGGGCUGGCCCGUGCUUUUCUGCCUCGACCGGUGAGGAAGCCGAAGCGAUGCAAGGCAUUGUUCCGCUGGUGGAUAUCGCGAAUUGUUCUGCAGAUCCCACGGCCCGAUGUCGGGUCGGCACGGAUGAUUCCAUCGAGCUGGUGGCUGCACGCGACUUGCAGGCCGGCGAAGCAGUGACGAUCAGCUAUGGCCAGCAAAGCCAGGAGCAGCAGAUCUUCAACUUCGGUUUCGCGUUGGAUUCUUCCUCCUUGGACCUGCUCACACCUCUU